UUGUCUUCUAUUCUGUUGUUGUUGUUAAGCAGUUUUUUCGUGUUUAUCUUUUUUUCACAAUUAAUCAGUUAAUUAUCUCUAUUGACACCAACUGUUGUUUCUAUUUAAGUUAAUCAACUGUUUCUAAAUCAUUUAAUUGUAUAAAAGUUAAUUAUGAUUGAUUGAUUAUCGAGGAAGAACAUGGAAACAGAUGAGAAAUUAUUUUCUUUAUGGUGACCACUUACCUUUUGGAGAUUUAUAUGGAUUUUAUUUGUUCCAGCAAUUAGUUGAUUGUUGUAGAUUUAAUCACAAUCAAUGGUGUUUUCCUUGUAACAUAUUUCCUUUUAGGAAAUUAAAUUUAAUUCAGACAACAAUUUAAAUAACAAUUUAAACUUCACUAAUUACAUCAACUAAUUCCUCGAUUGUUUACCAGAUUAAGAGAACAUAAUUUAUGGAUUAUUUAUGUUCAGUUUAAUGUUCGUGUUGAUUGAUUAGUACUUUUUUUGUAUUUACUUUAUAUCUUCAAAUGGUUAUGCUACUUAAUUUGUUUACUUUUCUACCUUUGGUCAUUUAUUUACUUACCAUUUUCAUUGUGUCCACUUCCCAUGAAACAAUUUCAUCUGCUGUUAAUUUAGAGACUAUUAACCAGAAUUAUGAUGAUAAUGGUGAUGAUGAUUAUGAUCAUUACCACGAAAAAGCAAAAUAUUACCAACCCGAUGAGUGGAUCGAUUACAUGAGAUUAAUUAAAGAAGUUGAAACAAUUAAUGGAUAUCAAUGUGAUCCUAAAUCGUCACUUGAUUGUUUUUCACCUCAAAUUGAAUCAGAUUUAUCUUAUUGGAUGGAAAAAGGAAUUACCUUUGAUGAUAUCGAAUCAGCAAAACCUCAUGGUGUCCAUUACCAAAUAAUUGACCAUCAACUUUACCGACAACCUGAUUGUAUGUUUCCAACUCGAUGUGAAGGAAUUGAACAUUUUCUACUUCAAAUAAUUAACAAAUUACCCGAUAUUGAGAUGAUUAUUAACGUUCGUGAUUGGCCAGUCACAAGUAAAAGAGACACUCGAUUACCGAUAUUUUCCUUUUCCCGUGACGACAGUUACAAUAACGAUAUCCUUUAUCCAGCCUGGAGUUUUUGGUCUGGCGGACCAGCCAUUGAACAAUAUCCAACUGGAAUCGGCCGAUUUGACCUAUUGACCCGGUCAAUUGUUUCUUCAUCACCUAAUUGGGAAUCAAAGGAAGAUAAGUGUUUCUUUCGAGGAUCACGAACCUCGUCCGACCGAGAUUGGUUAAUACUAUUAUCUCAAUCACACCCUGAUCUCAUAGAUGCUCAAUACACCAAAAAUCAGGCCUGGAGAUCACCUCAAGAUACCCUUGGUUUCCAACCCUCACCUACAGUUACAUUUGAAGAUCAUUGUAAUUAUAAGUAUUUAAUUAAUCUUCGAGGUGUGGCCGCUUCAUUCCGUUAUAAACACUUAUUCCUUUGUCAAUCAUUGGUGUUUAAUGUCCAAUCCAAUUGGAUUGAAUUUUUUUACCAUUCGCUGGUUCCCUGGUACCAUUAUGUUCCCGUUAAUCAAUCAAAUUUCUUGUCGAUUUUAACCUUUUUCAUUGAACAUCAAUCAGAAGCUUCAACCAUUGCCUCUAAUGGAUUUAAAUUUAUCAACAAACAUUUAAAUCUGAUUACAAUUGAAUCGUAUUGGCAUAAAUUGUUAACCGAUUACUCUACAGCUUUAAAGUACAAACCCAAGUUGAUUCAAUCAAACAGAAAAAUAAUCAAUAGUAAGAGAAAAUCUUAAUUGUGCCUUUUGUUUACAAAUGUUUAUAAUUAAACACUUUUUAUAAUUUUGUUUAAAA
Molecule: messenger RNA, 1826 nt
Organism: Panonychus citri (citrus red mite)
Lineage: Eukaryota; Metazoa; Arthropoda; Arachnida; Trombidiformes; Tetranychidae
Product: O-glucosyltransferase rumi homolog
Exons: 2
Coding region: 506-1768 (420 amino acids)
Biological process (GO): protein O-linked glycosylation; positive regulation of Notch signaling pathway
Cellular component (GO): endomembrane system
Molecular function (GO): UDP-glucosyltransferase activity; UDP-xylosyltransferase activity
Source: RefSeq, a predicted model, not a curated record